Mauremys mutica (yellowpond turtle) is the source of this 3344-nucleotide messenger RNA. It is a transcript of the gene VSIG10L2, whose product is annotated as V-set and immunoglobulin domain containing 10 like 2. Bases 1 to 2493 code for a protein of 830 amino acids. The record is from RefSeq and is a predicted model, not a curated record. Gene Ontology annotation, molecular function: cell adhesion molecule binding. Gene Ontology annotation, biological process: cell-cell adhesion. The transcript is spliced from 12 exons. Gene Ontology annotation, cellular component: cell-cell junction. Lineage: Eukaryota; Metazoa; Chordata; Testudines; Geoemydidae.
AUGGAUUAUGGAUCAGCAAGGAACUCACCAUUUCGAAACCUGCUGAAAAUAUUUUGCCUUCUCCCAACAGUGGCUUACGCUCAGCUCCUCCACCCGGGCGAUGCGAAGUACGAGGAGCAGGCCGUGCGGGGGGUGCGGCACCGGUCCGUGCAGCUGGCGUGCGGCGACGUGGUCGCGCCCAUGGUGGUUUUCUGGAGCUUCACCAAGCUGGGCUCGUUGGUGCCCAGGGCCGUUGCCAUCAGCAACGGGAUAGAGUCCAAGGUGGAGAAGGCUUCUGCAGCCCUGGGGCAGGUGAGCCUGAGGAACGGCACCCUGGAAGUGAGCGACCUGCAGACGGCUGCCCAAGGGCGCUUCAUGUGCCAGGCGAUGUUCGAGGAGGACGGCGAGAUCAAAGUUGGCUACUUCUACAUAGAGCUGGUCGUGCUGGUUCCCGUUCCGAAGCCCUUCCUGCAGAUGACCGACUCUACGCCGGUGGAAGGCGCGGCGGUGACGAUGACGUGUGCGGUGAAGGAGGGGACGCCCCCCAUCGAGUACUCCUGGCACCGGCACACCAACAGGGAGGGUGCGGUGGCUGUCGCGGAAGCUGCCGGCGGGCUGCUGAACCUGACGGCGGCUAACCGGACUCACAUGGGCUGGUACGCCUGCACGGCCCACAACGAGGUCAACAGCCAGACCAGCGACAGGAUGUAUCUCGACGUCAUUUAUGGCCCUGAUGAACCCGUGAUCAACGUUGAGCCGUUUGCUAUUAACCAGAACGGCUUCUCAGCUAACGAGCAGGAGGAGGUGAUCCUGACCUGCCUGGCCCCUUCCAACCCGCCCAGCCACUACGUCUGGUUUUACAACAGCUCCCAGAUCUACUCUGGCCAGAAGUAUGUGAUAGCCAAGAUCUCCCGGACUCAGACGGGCACCUACACCUGCCUGGCCCAAAACGCACUCCUCAACACGCGCACGCAGACCACCAUCAUCCUCACCGUCUACUAUCUGCCCGAGGGGAAGCCCAGCUGCACACCAGUCCCUGCUGCCAAUUUCCGGGACAUUGCUCUGCAGUGUUCGUGGCCUGGCGGGUUCCCCCCCGCGCGGCUGCGGUGGGUGAGAGCUGGCCGGGAAGCAGACGCUGCAGCGUCCUACUCCAAUGCUACCAGAAUCCAGCGAGGGGUGGACGUCCAGAACGGCAGCUCGUACACCUGCCUGGCCUCCCACCCAGCGCUCAGAGAGGAUGCUGUCUGCACCACCACUGUGUGGGUCCCCGUGGGGAACCCCACCUGUUCUGCCAUGGCUACGAAGCAGAACGAGUUUCUCAUGCUGUCCUGCGACUGGGCGGGAGGCCUGCCCCGUGUCACACUCUGGUGGAGAGACUGGCGGAACCGCGUGCUGGGCGGCUUGAAACCAUCCAGCAACAUCUACGUCAUGCAGUCCAACAGCACCCUCGGGGGCAAGGAGUUCACGUGCAUCGCAGCCCACCCUCUGCAGGCCAGAGCCACGGAGUGCCUUGUCCGGCUGGAUGUUCCCAAGCUGGCGGCCGAGCGCACCGAGGUGUUGCUGUUCGAGGGCGGCGAGGUCCAGCUGGCCUGCGCGCUGCAGGGCCCCCACCUGGGCUCCGAAGUGUUCUGGUUCAACAACAAGCACCAGGUGAUCCGGCCGGACGCUGCGAGGUACAGGCUGCAGCAGGGCGACGCUUGGUUCAACCUGACCAUCCGGGACACCGAGUGGAUGAGGGACAGCGGCACCUACCACUGCGCGGCCGUGAACGCCGUGGGAAACGCCACCGUCCCCAUCAGGCUCCGCGUGAAGAAGUACCCGACGCCCCCCAACGUGACGAUCAGCAAGCUGAUGUACACCCGGCAGCGCACCGAGGUGCAGCUGGAGUGGGUGACGCAGGGCUCGGGGAACCUGACCGGCUUCGUCGUCCAAAGGCAAGAAGCAAAGAAAUCCUCGCUGGGCCCGUCCCGGUCGGCAGCCCGGGCCUGGGAGACGGUGGCCAGUGACAUAGAACCUGACAUCCGGGACCACAGGGUGGGCGGCCUGGACCCGGCGGUGGUGUAUGCCUUCCGCAUCCUGGCUGUCAACCACCGCACCACCGGGCACCCGUCCGAGGGGAAGACCCCAGCCGACCCCCCUUUCAACGCCUACCCUGCCGUGAUAGGUGCUGCAGUGGCAGGGAUGGUCGUGGCGGCGGUUGCCUCUCUGCUGGCGUUUCAGUACAUUGUCCGGAACCGGGACAACAACCCACGGCUGCACGACCUGCUCUUCGGCAUGGCUGGCCCUGAGGCUCACGAGCACAUCAGCACUCCAGAAGACGCUGAGACGGCCGCAGGCGUGGCAGAGGCUGAGACGGGCGGAGAGCUUGGGGGCACAUCCCCCCCGGUCGGGGAGGCAUCAGCAGAGUGUCACCCAGAGCCCCCUACAUCCACCCAGGAGGUUCCCCCAGCUCCAGAUCUCGCCGCUGACGACCCUCCGGUCAAUGUCACAAUCACAGUGACUGCGACACCGUGAAUCCCAGCCGGCCCCCAUCAGACCCAUUCAGCACCCCUGCCCCGCAAGAAGGGCUGCAGUCGGGGGAGGGGAAGGGGAUCUGGCAUUUACAGGGCCCCUUCAGGGACUGGCAUUGCCAGACUGUCAGGGUGCGGCUGAGAAGAAAACGGCCCCUGGGUACGAUGCCCCAGAGGGCAGGAGCCAACGUACCAACGCAGGGCCUGGAAGGAGGCUUCGCCGUGGGGCUUGGAAUCCGCUGGGAUUUCGGCCCUUUCUCCCCAUCCCCCACCCCAUAGCGAUUAGCAGGGUGGCACUUUCCCGUGCGGCUUAACUCGCUCCUCUGUGCCCAGCGCUGAGCUCUGCAGGCAGGACAGAGCCCGGGGAGCUGGCCGGUGACUUGCAGUCGCUGCUCCCCUCUCUGACACAAGGGAGCGGGUUCGGCUGGAGUGAACAGGAGCAGCAGUCUUGUCUAGAGCAAGGCGGGGGACACACGCUGCAAACAAGGGGAUGUGGGGGCGCCAGGCUGGAUUCGGGCCCCUGCAGCAAGGCACAGUUCCCUGCAAGCAACUCCUCCACGGCUCGGCCCACAGCUUGGGCUCGAUGGGCAGCAGGGAGGGGGCUGAGCCUGGGGUAGCUUAUCUCGCUUGCCCACUGGCAUACGCUGGCCUGGUAUAAGCACUGGCUUCUACACCUUAACUCUCCUGGUGUAGCUAAUGUGGCCAAACCGUCUAGUGGAGCCAGCCCUUAGGUAGCAAGCCCUCGGGUAUUUCUUGGCUUUCCCAGUCUUUUAACAGCCCACCUUCCCAGCCUCCUCUGGCCAGCAGAAAGUCGCAGAAAAGCCCCCCCCCCCCCGUGUCUUUCCCAUUCACCCG